AUGUCUGGCGGUUGGAACACAAUUGAAUCAGAUGCGGGUGUCUUCACCUUCCUCCUUGACAACCUCGGGGUCAAAGAUGUGCAAUUCGAGGAGAUGAUCACGCUGGAUGCCGACUAUCUGCGUCAACUUGGUCCAGUUUACGGAGUAAUCUUCCUCUUCAAAUACCCCACAGGCGAGAAAGCCAACGCAGACGGCACGCCGAAGGACGGACAAUACGACUAUGCGGCGGCUGAGAACCUCUUCUUCGCCGCGCAGACCAUACAGAAUGCCUGCGGUACACAAGCGCUCCUCUCAGUUCUUCUAAACAAAACCGCCGAGAUCAAUGUCGGAACACCAUUGAAGGACUUUAAGGAAUUCACGGCGGGGUUUCCAGCGGAGUUCAGAGGGGAGUGUUUGAGCAACAGCGAGUUGAUUCGGGAUGUGCAUAACAGCUUUGCGAAGAGCAGUCCGUUUGUGGAUGAGACACAGAGGACGGCGACGGAUGACGACGAUGUCUACCACUUCAUUGCCUAUACCCCGAUCAACGGUGUUCUCUACGAGUUGGACGGCUUGCAACCUGCGCCUAUUGCACACGGUGCCAGCACAUUCGAUGAGUUCCCAGAGAAGGUCAUCCCGGUUUUGCAGAGACGCAUUGGGCGAUAUCCUGCGCACGAGAUCAGGUUCAAUUUGCUUGCUAUGGUUAGGGACUUGAGGAUUCGCGCGAGAGAGGUUGGUGAUCAGGAGAUGCUAUAUAGGGAGGAGCAGAAGAGGAGUGAUUGGCAGUUUGAGAAUGCGCUGAGAAGACACAAUUUCGUGGGCUUUGCUGGGGAGGUGCUGAAGGGUGUCAUUGCGGACAAGUUGAAGGAAGGACCUAAUGCUUAUACUAAGUGGGUCGAUGAUGCGAAGAAGAAGACCAAGGAGAGGUCGGAGGAUCGCAAGAAGAAAGGCGGUGCAGCAGAUGAGGAUGAGGAUGAGGAGAUGGUGGGUUGA
Molecule: messenger RNA, 969 nt
Organism: Cadophora gregata
Lineage: Eukaryota; Fungi; Ascomycota; Leotiomycetes; Helotiales; Ploettnerulaceae
Exons: 3
Coding region: 1-969 (322 amino acids)
Biological process (GO): ubiquitin-dependent protein catabolic process; protein deubiquitination
Cellular component (GO): cytoplasm
Molecular function (GO): cysteine-type deubiquitinase activity
Source: RefSeq, a predicted model, not a curated record